GAUACAGGUUUAACAACGUGGAAGGUAUAUCAAUUCAAUUGGAACCGGGUCUUUGCUCAAAGGAUGAAGAAGUAGAUCCAAAUUCUGUUGUUAGAGCUCGUGGACUUCCUUGGCAAUCAUCAGACGGUGACAUUGCCAGGUUUUUUAGGGGAUUAAAUAUAGAAAAGUGA
Messenger RNA from Pediculus humanus corporis (human body louse), 170 nucleotides. RefSeq lists its product as uncharacterized. NCBI's taxonomy places the organism in Eukaryota, Metazoa, Arthropoda, Insecta, Psocodea, Pediculidae. The record is from RefSeq and is a predicted model, not a curated record. The annotation marks the transcript as partial. The transcript has 2 exons.